Magnusiomyces paraingens is the source of this 1431-nucleotide messenger RNA. RefSeq lists its product as uncharacterized. The record is from RefSeq and is a predicted model, not a curated record. The transcript has a single exon. Lineage: Eukaryota; Fungi; Ascomycota; Dipodascomycetes; Dipodascales; Dipodascaceae. The coding region runs from base 1 to 1431 and encodes 476 amino acids.
AUGCCGUUGGCCCUCAAAAAUCUUUUUCAAAGGGCCUGUGUAGUCUGCUCAGAUGUCCCAUCAUGUCCUACCUGUUCAGAUGAUGAAAUCUGCCAAAUGACUACCCAAUCUUGCGACUCAUGUCCUACAACCUACUGUGCAAAAGUCUCUACUACUUCAUCUUCUUCUUCAUCAUCAUCUUCCUCAACAACAACAACAACAAAUACUACUUCCACUUCUUCCUCCUCAGAUACAGGUGCAAUAGUCGGUGGUGCUGUAGGAGGAGUUGCUGCAAUUGCGAUAGUUGUAGCACUUGUCUGGUGGUUCUAUGUCCGUCCGCGCAGACGCAACCGUCAUAAUGCAUACCUGGCUGCAAAUAGUAGUGCCUUGGGGACUGAGCCCGUGCAGGCCAUGGAAGGAGGUCCCUUAGAGUAUGGAGCAUAUGCCGAAGAUGAAAUGCAAGAAAAGGAACAGAAUACUAAAGAACAAAUCCCCGGAGAUAGAACAACUACAAUGUCCCAAUUUAGCAUCUCAACUGCUUCUCUUGACCGUUCUUCAACUGUCAUUCCAAUCGCAUAUAUCCCAGGUGUUACGACUCGUGUGGGUCUUACAGCAGCUCUUACACCGAUUCCAGGAACUCCUCCAAGUAGUGUGGGUACACCGGAUCGGAGCUCGAUUGCAACAGCCAAUUAUAGGGGGUCUACUGCAGCCAUGGCUACAGCAACCACCGUGACUGCUAUCCCUGCAAGACCAAUGCUUGUUGACAUUGGAUCGGGAACAUCAACAACAACAACAUUAACAAAUGUGGAUCAAAUAACAGGUACUCCUCGGUCUCCUGGUGGGAUAUCUGUGACACCUGUGGCGCCGGCUGGCCGUGCGCUGACAGGACUGGGACUGCAGGCAGACCUAAUUCCAGAGGAAGAAUAUGAUGAUGAUGAUGAUGAUGAGUAUCAAGUUCAUCAAGUACGUAGGGUUGGACCAGCAGCAACUGAAUCGGUUUCUUCUAAUUCUGCAAGGACUCAUACUCAGGGGGCUUUAAGUAGUAGCAGUGAUAUCAUAGUACAACCUAUUCCUGCGUCAGAUUCAGAUUCGGAUGAUUCCUCCUCAGAUGAUUCCUCAGAAUCCGAGAGUGAUGAAGAUGGAGGUUAUGAAAUUCAUGAGGUUAGUACUACUACAAUUACAAGUAUGGCCCAAAGAACCCGGCCUGGACUUGUGACUGGUACUCCAGUCGGGGCUCCAAAUCUAGCAGCUGCAGCAGCAGCUGCUGCUGCUACAACUAGUAGUAGUAGUCUUAGAACAAGCCCAACAAAUAGUUUUGUGAGCUACAAGUCUGCACGAGAGGAAAAUUCAUCAUCUUCCUCGACCCGGGACUAUCUUCCACCGCGUCACUUGAAUCCUCGAGAAGACGGACCUCCUUUGACGAGUCCAUUUGACGACAAGUUUCAUAUAUAA